AGCACCUAUCGUGCCGUCGUUUGAAACUGGACUAGACAGCCUGACCAAUCCGCACAACCCACCCCGAGAAAGUCCUCCCAGGCUUCCCAACUCCCAAGCACUUCAGCCUCGUCGUCGGUGUCGAUGGCCGCCGCGCCGGAGGAGCGCCUCGACGUCCUCACCGCCGCCGGCGACAAGACGGGCGUCUCCAAGCCCAGGUCGGAGGUGCACAGGGACGGCGACUACCAUCGGGCGGUGCACGUGUGGAUCUACAGCGAGAGCACCGGGGAGCUGCUGCUGCAGCGGCGCGCCGACUGCAAGGACUCGUGGCCCAGCCAGUGGGACAUCUCCAGCGCCGGCCACAUCUCCGCCGGGGACUCCUCCCUCUCCUCCGCACAGAGGGAGCUCCAUGAAGAGCUAGGCAUCAAGCUUCCAAUUGAUGCUUUUGAGCUUUUAUUUGUAUUUCUUCAAGAGUGUGUUAUCAACAACGGGACUUACACCAACAACGAGUAUAAUGAUGUUUACCUUGUGACUACUUUAACUCCAAUUCCGCCCGAGGCCUUCACACUCCAAGAAAGUGAAGUAUCUGCAGUUAGGUAUAUGCACCUUGACGAGUACAAGAGCUGUCUUGCUGCAGAAAGUGGAGAAUAUGUACCUUAUGACGUGAAUGGGCAAUAUGGCCAACUAUUCAGUAUUAUUGAAGAAAGGUACAAAGACAAUAUAGAGUCCCGCAGUUUAACCUUAAAAAAGCAAAUUAGUCGUUAUGCUCCCAUCCAUUUGGAACCAGAGUUGACUACUCUAUCUGAAGGGGACAGGGAAGCCUUGGGAUAUAUUCUUAAAGCAUCAAUAGUUAUUGAUGACAUAUUUUAUGAGCAGGUAUGGAAUAGCAAUCGAAUGCUAAAAGACUGGCUAAAAGCACGUGCUGACUCCUCCUCCUUUGAUAAGUUGAAGUGGGCAUAUUAUUCUAUCAAUAAAAGUCCAUGGUCCUGCCUUGAUGAAAAUAAGGCUUUUCUAUCCACUGCAGAUUCGGCCGUGAAAUUGCUCACAGAUGCCACCAAGCCAGUUCCAGGAUGGAAGGGGGUUGAGUAUCAUGCAGCAUUUCCUCUAGAUAAGCCUCUUGGUGCAAACUUCUACCCUCCUGAUAUGAACAAAAUGGAGUUCGAAUUAUGGAAGAGCGGACUAACUGAUAAGGAACAAAAGGACGCAACUGGAUUCUUUACUGUCAUAAAACGGCCUGACGCUUUGUUGCCUUCAUCACUAGCACAGUCAGAAGGACCAAAUCAAACCAAUACUUCAGAUGAUCUUUUUAUUGUUCCAUACUCCCAGGAGUACAAAUCAUCCCUUGAGAAAGCUGCCGAGCUUCUUCAUAAAGCAGCAGAGUGUUCUGAUUCUCCCAGCCUCAAGAAUUUGCUCAGGACCAAGGCAAAUGCUUUCCUUUCAAAUGAUUACUAUGAAUCUGACAUAGCUUGGAUGGAGUUGGACUCCAACAUAGAUGUCACCAUUGGCCCAUAUGAGACAUAUGAAGAUGGUCUUUUUAGUUAUAAGGCAACCUUUGAAGCAUUUGUUGGCAUACGGGAUGACAUUGCAACUUCUCAAGUGAAACUCUUUGGUGGCCAACUCGAGGAUUUGGAGAAAAAUCUCCCAAUGGACAAUAUUUACAAAUCCGACCAUGUAUCUGCUGCUCCAAUUCGUGUGAUGAACCUUCUUUACAACUCUGGGGACGUGAAAGGUCCUCAAACUAUUGCUUUCAAUUUGCCAAAUGAUGAGCGGAUUGUGAAUGAGCGAGGAACCUCAAUGGUUAUGCUUAAGAAUAUUUCAGAAGCCAAGUUCAAGCAUAUAUUGAAGCCUAUAGCUAAUGCCUGCAUCAGAGAGGAGCAGAAGGAUUAUGUUGAUUUUGAGCCUUAUUAUACACAUAUUGUUUGCCAUGAGUGCUGCCAUGGAAUUGGACCUCAUUCCAUAAUCCUUCCAAGUGGUAAAAAAUCUACAGUUAGAAUGGAACUUCAAGAAUUUCAUUCAGCAUUGGAGGAGGCAAAAGCUGAUAUAGUUGGUCUCUGGGCUCUGAAUUUUCUUAUUAACAAGGGGUUGCUUCCUAAGAGCCUAUCAAAAUCCAUGUAUGUCUCUUUCCUGGCUGGGUGCUUCCGGUCUAUCCGCUUUGGACUGGAAGAAGCUCAUGGGAAAGGGCAAGCGUUGCAAUUUAACUGGAUGUAUGAGAAAGGAGCUUUUAUCUUGCAUUCUGAUGGGAAAUUCUCAAUUGACUUUACGAAGGUUGAGGAUGCUGUUGAAAGCCUUAGUAGAGAGAUCCUGACAAUACAGGCAAAGGGCGACAAGCUUGCUGCCCAGUCUCUCCUUCAGUCCCGUGCAACCUUGACGCAACCAUUGCAUGUUGCAUUGGAGAAAAUAGAACACAUGCAGGUGCCUGUUGAUAUCGCCCCUGUGUUUGGCACGGCCACUAAACUGCUUGCUAACAACUAAUCACUGGAGGACAGCAAUUCAGCAAGUUUUGUGCCUCCCACUGUACCUGAGAAACUACAAAUUGUUGAAACAAGAUGAAGCUCCAUGCCCGAGCAACACAAAUGAAAAAAAAAGAAUAAAGCUCACGAAGGGAGUCCAUAUUCCUCUAAAAAAAACAGAAUCAGACUGCAGCUAAACUUUUGUGAUUUUUCUUUCAUAUAUCCUCUGCAGUCUCCAUGAGCCAGAGAUGCGCCUGCAACUAGCGGCGCAACCAAAAUCCUGCUUGAUUGACAUGAUUGUUCUCGAAUUUUGCUCAAAAUUUGACUUGGAAGAUUUGUGGCGUUACCUAGUUGUGUCACUCA
Brachypodium distachyon (stiff brome) is the source of this 2792-nucleotide messenger RNA. Its product is annotated as nudix hydrolase 3. The record is from RefSeq and is a predicted model, not a curated record. Gene Ontology annotation, cellular component: cytoplasm. The transcript is spliced from 21 exons. NCBI's taxonomy places the organism in Eukaryota, Viridiplantae, Streptophyta, Magnoliopsida, Poales, Poaceae. Bases 124 to 2451 code for a protein of 775 amino acids. Gene Ontology annotation, molecular function: dipeptidyl-peptidase activity.